GCUCCAAGAGGGGGAUGGAAGGAAGAAGAGGGAGGAGUUAGUCUCAUGUCAACGCAGGCAUAUUAUGUCCGGCUGUUAGAAAACUCACAGAUUUCCUUCUAGCAGCGAGAGGAGGUGAGAAGAGGACAGGGAGCGCUGCCUGCCCACACAUGAUGUGGCUUACUCUUCUUUACAGUUGUACUGGUGGAGCAGCUCUUCUGUAUGCUCUGUACAGAUGGGUGAUCCCAGCUGCCGUGCAGUAUCAUGGAGGAUUGGCGCUCAUUUGGCAUGAUGUCAUUGUGGAGCGGAUGCUGGACACACUGACCCAGUCCACGCGUCCUCAGCGGCUCCUGAGUGCAGUACAGAAGAACGCCACUAGAGGAGACCCUCGCAGCGUGGUCAAAGCCAUCGAUCAGUUCUGCAGAAACAAAGAGUGGGCCAUGAACGUGGGGGAUGAGAAAGGGUGCAUUCUUGACUCAGUGGUGUCUGAAGUAAACCCAGCCACUGUGUUGGAGCUGGGAACCUACUGUGGCUACUCCACAGUGCGGAUCGCCAGCCUGCUUCCCCCCCACGCCAAGCUCAUCACUCUUGAAUUUAACCCAGACUUUGCUGCAAUUGCUCGUCAAGUCAUUGCUUGGGCAGGACUAGAGGAAAAGGUGCAGUUAGUUGAAGGAGCAUCUGGUGACUGGAUCCCCAAAAUGAAGGAGCAGUUUGGGGUGAAAACAUUGGAUUUGGUUUUCCUGGAUCACUGGAAGGAUCGAUACCUUCCUGACACAAAACUGAUGGAGGAGUGCGGCCUCCUCCGGAAAGGCAGCGUCCUGCUGGCAGACAACGUCAUCUGCCCCGGAACUCCAGACUACCUGGAAUAUGUCCGCAGCAGCCCACGAUAUGAAAGCCAGUACUUCAAAUCUCACCUGGAGUACACCAAAGUGGAGGAUGGCUUGGAGAAGUCUGUCUUUUUAGGGUAGUUUCUAAGAAAAGUGUCAUGUUUUACACAGGUACUAGUAAACCAGACCUCUGUCUCACUGAGCAGACUCAAAAUCAUUUAAAUCUGUUUUUCUAAUAAUACACCAUAGAGUGCGUUAACUUGAAAUUAAAAGAGAUUUGUGAUUAAAGAAAAAG
Morone saxatilis (striped sea-bass) is the source of this 1101-nucleotide messenger RNA. It is a transcript of the gene comtb, whose product is annotated as catechol-O-methyltransferase b. The record is from RefSeq and is a predicted model, not a curated record. The transcript is spliced from 6 exons. NCBI's taxonomy places the organism in Eukaryota, Metazoa, Chordata, Actinopteri, Moronidae. Gene Ontology annotation, molecular function: catechol O-methyltransferase activity; magnesium ion binding. Gene Ontology annotation, biological process: developmental process; dopamine metabolic process; catecholamine catabolic process. Bases 150 to 947 code for a protein of 265 amino acids.